Messenger RNA from Hibiscus syriacus, 770 nucleotides. RefSeq names its product ribosomal RNA-processing protein 17-like. Gene Ontology annotation, molecular function: RNA binding. NCBI's taxonomy places the organism in Eukaryota, Viridiplantae, Streptophyta, Magnoliopsida, Malvales, Malvaceae. Bases 81 to 692 code for a protein of 203 amino acids. Gene Ontology annotation, cellular component: nucleolus. The record is from RefSeq and is a predicted model, not a curated record. The transcript has 4 exons.
AAAACCCCGGCUCCUUAAACCUCAUUUUGCAACCCAGGGAGAAAGGCGAGACUGGAGACGGAGCUGCUUUGUCUGAUGCGAUGGAAGAAGAAUACGAAGAGGAAGCGACGGCGGCACAGUCGAAGCCCCGAGGUCGCCACAUAAAGAAAAGAGCCCUAAAAAACAAAGCACUCUCCGUUUCUUUCAACGAGAAGGAUCUCAGGGAUUACGUAACUGGUUUUCACAAGAGGAAGAAGAAGAGAAGAAAAGAAGCCCAGAAGAAGCAAGAGCAGGCUGAACGCCGCAAGCGUAUUGAACAGCGCAAGAAGAGAAAGUUAGAAAAAGAAUUUGCCCUAUAUGGAGGAGCACUUCCCAGCACAAGCUCAGAACUUGAUGGAGUUGAUGAGAACAAUGAGGAUGAUGAAGAAGGAGACCCAACUGCGUCGGUUGCUGCGACAACGAAGCAUGAUGAUGAAAACAUGACUGUCACUGUGAUUAAGAGCGAGAUCUCUCACAAGGAAGAAGAAGAAGACUUUAGCAGUGAAAAGACUCAAACAGCAAUGCUGAGAUCAGUUGGAGAUAAAGUUGAUAGAAAACAAGCCUUGCCUGUGAGUAAAAGUAAACCAUUCAAGAAAGUUGCAAAGCACAGAUCUAAGCCACCAAGUAAAAGAGACAGAAAUAAGGGGAAGAAAAGGAACAAGAACAAGCAUUGAUGAUUGAUGACUACCUGGAACAAAAGAAUUUGUAGUCAUGGAUUCCAGAUGUUAUUCACAUAGAGAAGUGUAAUACAA